AUGGGCUCCGUGCUGCUCCCCCACCUGCCCUCGGGCUGGCAUGUCGACCAAGCGAUCCUCUCAGAGGAAGAACGCGUCGUCGUUAUCCGCUUCGGCCGCGAUCAUGAUCCCGACUGCAUGCGCCAGGAUGAGGCUCUUUUCAAGAUAGCCGAGCGCGUGAAGAACUUUGCCGUCAUUUACCUCUGCGAUAUUGACCAGGUCCCCGACUUCAACGCCAUGUACGAGCUCUACGACCCGUGCUCCAUCAUGUUCUUCUUCCGCAACAAGCACAUCAUGUGCGACUUCGGUACCGGUAACAACAACAAGCUUAACUGGGUGCUCGAGGACAAGCAGGAGCUCAUCGACAUCGUCGAGACGGUCUACCGAGGCGCCAAGAAAGGCCGCGGUCUAGUCGUCAGUCCCAAGGACUACAGCACGAGACAUAAGUACUGA
Parathielavia appendiculata is the source of this 432-nucleotide messenger RNA. RefSeq names its product 4A/4B type thioredoxin-like protein. The coding region runs from base 1 to 432 and encodes 143 amino acids. The record is from RefSeq and is a predicted model, not a curated record. Lineage: Eukaryota; Fungi; Ascomycota; Sordariomycetes; Sordariales; Chaetomiaceae. Gene Ontology annotation, cellular component: spliceosomal complex; U4/U6 x U5 tri-snRNP complex; U5 snRNP. The transcript is spliced from 4 exons. Gene Ontology annotation, biological process: mRNA splicing, via spliceosome.